AUGCUGCUGGAUAGAAGCGAGUGCCUCAACCUCAUUGCCUCCUGUAAUUCUUUGCCCGCCGCCAGGCAGCUAGAGCACCACGCCCAGCACAUUUUCAGCGGCGGGACCGACGCGUUCGCGAGCAACAGGCUGCUGGAGCUGUACGGGAGAUGUGGCAGCGCGCAGCACGCACGCCGUGUCUUCGAUUCGAUCGUGCACAAGGACUUGUACUCGUGGGUCCGGAUGAUCACUGCAUAUGCCCGGACUGGGCAUCUGGAGGAAUCCAAGCGAGUGUUUGACAGCAUGAAAGAGUGGAAUUUGGUUUCCUGGAAUGCAAUGCUGAGUGCUUUCUUACACUACAACCUUACGGACGAGGCCAAGGUGAUGUUCGACGCGAUGCCGGAGAGGAACACGAUCACCUGGAAUGCAAUCCUGUCUGCAUUUGCCCAAGGCGGGGAUCUUGGUGCGGCAAAGUUCGUGUUUGAUUCAAUGCCCGAAUGGGAUCUCUGCUCUUGGACGCCCAUGCUAGACGCGUAUGCGGAAGCCCAUCUUGUGCGAAACGCUCGCGAUAUUUUCGACUGCAUGAAAGAGAGAAGCAUAGUUUCAUGGACCGCGAUGCUGUGUGCGUAUGCCCAAAACGGGCAUCUAGAGGACGCACGGCAGGUGUUUGAUGCGAUGCCAGAGAGGGACGUGGUUUCCUACAACGCAAUGCUCGCGGCGUACACACAGAGAGGGCAUAUGGACGAGGCGAGUCAGGUUUUCUUCGGCAUGGAGGAGCGCAGCAGCGUGUCGUGGAACUGCAUUGCUUGUGGCUAUGCCCAAGACGGGCAUAUUGACGCUGCCACUCGGGUGUUCCUCGCGAUGCCAGAGCUGAGCGUCGUGUCGUGGACUGUGAUGCUCUGCGCCUACGCUCACACCGGCCAAUGGACCGACGCUCUGGACCUCUUCAGCAGCAUGAAGAUGACCACCAUGCCCGACGACGUUGCCUUUCUGUGCGUGCUCUUGGCGUGCAACCACGCCGGGAGCGUCCGCUCCGGCUGCUCUCACUUCUUCUCCAUGGCUCCCGACUACAAUGUGACACCCCGAAAGCAGCACUACUCGCUCAUGCUCGAUCUCUUGAGCCGCGGGGGGUACUUGGACGACGCCGGGGAGCUCGUCGCAAACAUGCCGUUUGCACCGGAUGCGCGGGACUGGACGAGCUUGCUAGGGAGUGGUAAAACUGGCAAGGAGGACUACGGUGCUCGAGCAGCCCGAGGAGUUUUGGAGCUGGAUCCCCACAAAGAUGGAACUUAUGUGCUGCUGGCCAACUAUCUGCAGCACUAA
Molecule: messenger RNA, 1302 nt
Organism: Selaginella moellendorffii
Lineage: Eukaryota; Viridiplantae; Streptophyta; Lycopodiopsida; Selaginellales; Selaginellaceae
Product: pentatricopeptide repeat-containing protein At4g02750
Exons: 1
Coding region: 1-1302 (433 amino acids)
Biological process (GO): RNA modification
Molecular function (GO): RNA binding; protein binding
Source: RefSeq, a predicted model, not a curated record